This is a messenger RNA of Apodemus sylvaticus (European woodmouse), 2297 nucleotides long. It is a transcript of the gene Lysmd4, whose product is annotated as LysM domain containing 4. Lineage: Eukaryota; Metazoa; Chordata; Mammalia; Rodentia; Muridae. The record is from RefSeq and is a predicted model, not a curated record.
GGUCUGGUGGUUGACUCUAGGUGACAAUAAGGGGAGCGUGGGGUGAAAUGAGUCCAGAGUGACCGUGAGACACGGGCAAAUUGAAACUCGAUAGGUUUUUCCAUUGCUUGCCUCUUAGGUCAAGUCAGCCAGGUUCAAAAUAGGAGAUCUAUGGUUGUUCUGAGCUUCUGUCCUUGGUAGUGGCCCUUUUCCCUGAAGACACCUGGGGAUGCCUAACGAGUUAAGAGAAAAUGAGGCAGAAGGAAGUGUUAGCCAAGACCUUCCAAGGCCCAGCUGUUGUCUGUAGGACUCCAAACAGCCACGUUUACAUGUUCAAGAAUGACAGCGGGGACUCCGGGGACUCCUCUGAGGAAGAGUCACAUCAGGUGGUGUUACGACCCCGAGGCAAGGAACGCCAGAAGACCAGCAGCCAACCACCAGGACCGGGCAGCGUGGUGUUGCUGCAGCGGGAGCUGGCCCAGGAAGACAGCCUCAACAAGCUGGCUCUCCAGUAUGGCUGCAAAGUUGCAGAUAUCAAGAAGGCGAACAACUUCAUCAGAGAACAAGACCUGUAUGCUUUGAAGUCAAUCAAGAUUCCAGUGCGAAAUCAUGGGAUCCUCAUGGAGACCCGCCAUGAACUAAUGCCCCUUGGGGCCUCACCCUCUGAGACCAGGGUGACCCUGGUAGAAGUGCCUGAAGAUGAAGAUGCCCUUGGGGCAACUGCUCAGGGCAACCAGCUGACAGACUUCUUCAAAGGCAUUGAUGAGAACAUUGAACGGGCUGUGCAGUCUGACGUCUUCCACAGUGACAGCUGCUGUGUGGAGGCCCCAGAUCAGCCACUGCUCCCCGUAACCCAGAAGGCAGCAGCUGAUGGAGCAGACUGUGGGAUUCAGUGGUGGAACGCUGUCUUCCUUAUGCUUCUCAUUGGGAUUGUGUUGCCAGUGUUCUAUCUCGUCUACUUCAAAAUACAAGCCACUGGGGAGGCCUCAAAUAGCUUGAAUACAACUGUUGUCCCCAAUGGCUCCAUGACCCUGAGCCCAGUUCCAGGGCAAGCCCCCAGGUUGGCAAUUCCAGUGCCUACCUUCCCUGCUUCAGACAGCCAGGUCAGCCCUCCCACCCAAGCAGGAGCCUAAGCUCCUUUUCUGGAGUUGGCAGGUUUUGGCAAUUGGCCUUGGUGUGUAACUGUCAGCAGCUGUCUGCAGAGGGUGUUGAAUUUUGCUUCCUGAUAUGUGUGGAUACCAUGGCAGUCUGGAUUGUAUAGACUGAGGGAUGGCUUGGCCUAACUCAAGGAUGCAGGAGCCCUCAGACACCCACCAUCCCAGCAAGAGAGACAUUCACAUGAAACUCAUGGCCCUUUCUUGAAGACAUGUAGGGGUGGCUGUGAGUUCCUGUACAGCCAUUCUGUGCAGGAUCCUAAGUAGAAUGUGACAAGGGUUCUGUGUUAUUGCUACCCCUGGUUUUGGAUGGGGUCAAAUGACUGUCACUGUGUCCCUGCCUGCUAAAGAGAAAGGUGGGCUCAGAGACAUGCCCUGUGUCUAGAUCAAGGUGCUAUAUAGAAUCACGGAGUUUGUCACAGUUGACAGUCUGACAUGUUUGUGUCUUUGUUUGGCCCCACCGAGGCCCUGUUUCAGAAGCGAGAGCCCCAUAUUCAAACCACCAUCCUUUGAUUUAAGCUACACCUCCCAGUCACACCAGAACAUAUCUGUGGUGGUGGCUCCUGGAUUCUCCCAGAUGGCAUCUGGGAAGCAGCUGUUAUUGGCAAGUGGUUUGAAGGGACCAUUAUCUGCCAUUGAGGUUCUAACACAGGGACCUUUGAAACAAACUGAUUGCCAACCCAGCAUUGUUGAGAACAAUGGUUCCCACCCCAACCCUACCGCAUGCACCCGAGGAAGAGUUCUUCUGCCUCCUUGACUAUCCAUUCUUUGGGUCCUUAGAGUAAACUUACACAUGCUGUGUCUCAGUGUUAAAAUGAGACACAAAGGCCAUCAGCUUUCUGUUACUGUAACAAAGUAAUCUCCAGUGGGCAAGGUUUAUCUUGGCUCAUGGUUUCAAUCCAUGGCCUAAUUUGUCAGGGCUAUGGUAAGAACACCAUGGAGGAGAGUGUGUGGUAGAACAGAUGUUCACAUGACCGGGAAGAGAGAAGAGACGAGGAGCUUGGGUGCAGGUAUCACCUUCAAAGUUCUGCCUGCAGUGACCUAAUUUCCUCCCGCUAGGCCCCAACACUGAGAUGAGGACCAAGCCGUUAAGAUAUUAGCCUUUGGGGGACAUAUCCACACCCCACUGAGGGAACUCUGGCGUGAAAGACUGUAGAGAGAUGC